AUGUUUGUGCCUUCAAUCGACUUGGUGGACGCUUCUCAAGCUUCACUCUAUUCUUCUCUCUCAUUCUUUGGAUCUGUCAUUCUCAAGAAUGGCCAAGUGGACCAAAUCAAAUCAUUGAUCAACCAAACCGGCUCCACUCUUUACUGGGCCUAUGCCAAGUCUGUCGAUGAAGCUGUUCAAUUAUGGGACGUCGGUGUGCUCAAGGUCAUUUUCGAUUUGGACGUCUAUCAACAAGCUCAGCAAGAAUUAGCCGGCAUGGUCUCUGAAGACCGUAUUGCUGUCACCACCACCUCACCUGUGUCUGUGCCAGGUGUGUCUACUGUCAUUGUCACUACAUCUGAUGUGGAUGCUGUCAAGAAGUUUGCUGCCGACAAUGCUGGUCUUUUGGCUCACGGUGGUGAAAAGACAUGUGUCGUUGAAUUGGCGUCUGAUGUAUCCAUUGAUACCAUUGCCAAGCUGGGUGCUGAUCAUGUCGAUGUCUUGGUGCCUGCUUCCCUUUUGACCACUGCAACUGAUGAUGCCAGCAAGCUGAACAUUGCCGAAGCUUUUUUGGCUACUGCCAAGACCGAUCGUCCUGAUGGUCUCUAUACGACGAUGGUAGUUGAUGAAUUUAACAAGGCUCUCGGAUUAGUCUACUCUAGCAAGCAAAGUGUGGCCGAAUCUAUUCGUCUUGGUCAAGGUGUGUAUCAAUCCCGUGGCCGUGGUCUUUGGCAUAAGGGCCUUACUUCAGGUGCUACGCAAACCUUGAAGCACGUUGAUUAUGAUUGUGAUGGUGAUGCCUUGCGUUUCGUUGUCGAGCAACAUGGUGCAGGUUUCUGCCAUUUGAACACGCGUACUUGCUUUGGUGCAGAUUCUGGUAUCACUGCUUUGGAAAAGACCUUGAAGGAGAGAAGGAACAAUGCACCUGAAGGAUCUUACACUGCUCGCUUGUUUGGUGAUGCUAAAUUAUUGCGUGCCAAGAUCAUGGAGGAAGCUGAGGAAUUAUGUGAUGCCACUGACAAGGAAGAGGUUGCUUGGGAAGCUGCUGAUUUGAUUUACUUUGCUUUGACCAAGUGUGUUGGUGCUGGUGUCUCUUUGGCUGAUAUCGAGAAGAACUUGAACAAGAAGGCUAGAAAGGUCACUCGUCGUGCUGGCAAUGCUAAACCCAAGUGGGAAGAUAAGAGCGCUACAUCUACCGCACCUACUCCCGCUGCUGCUGCUGCUCCUGCUGCUGCUGUCGAUACGGGUCGUAUUGAAAUGAUGAAGUUUGAUUUAGCAAGCAUUUCCAAGCAAAAGAGAGACGAACUCUUAUUGCGUCCCAUCAUUGACUCUUCUGAAAUCAUUCAGCGUGUGACCCCCAUCAUGCAAGAAGUGAGAAAGGGCGGUGAUGCUGCUGUCAUGAACUUUACGCGUCAAUUUGAUCGUGUAGAAUUGGAACAACAAACUAUUACUGCACCAUUCGAUCCUGCUCAGAUGGAGCUUGACCCUGUCACCAAAGCUGCCAUUGAUCAAGCUUAUGAUAACAUUUACAAAUUCCAUGAUGCUCAAUUGGAUAAGGAAACUUUGGUUGUCGAGACGAUGCCUGGUGUUGUCUGCUCUCGCUUCAGUCGCCCCAUUGAACGUGUGGGUCUCUAUGUACCUGGUGGCACUGCUGUCUUGCCCUCUACUACACUUAUGCUGGGUAUUCCCGCCAAGGUGGCUGGCUGUCGUGAUAUUGUGAUUGCCACACCACCUCGACCUGAUGGCUCCGUUGUGCCUGAGGUAUUAUAUGUCGCUCACAAGGUGGGUGCGUCUCACGUUGUUAAGGCAGGCGGUGCUCAAGCUGUUGCUGCUAUGGCCUAUGGUACAGAGACUGUUCCCAAGGUUGACAAGAUCUUUGGUCCUGGUAACCAAUAUGUCACUGCUGCUAAAAUGGUCGCUCAAAAUGAUACAUCAUGUCUUGUUUCCAUUGACAUGCCUGCUGGUCCAUCUGAAGUCCUUGUCAUUGCUGAUAUGUCGAGUAAUCCUGCCUAUGUCGCUGCUGAUCUCUUAUCACAAGCUGAGCACGGUGCAGAUUCCCAAGUGGUGUUAUUGGCCGUUGAUCUGACUGAGGAACACUUGAAGAAGAUUGAAGAUGAAGUUCACGAUCAAGCAAUGGCUUUGCCUCGUUGUGAUAUCAUUCGCAAGUCCAUCCCCCAUUCAUUCAGUUUGAGCAUGAAGACGCUGGAAGAAGCCAUGGAAUUCAGCAACGAUUAUGCUCCUGAACAUUUGAUUUUGCAUUUGGAGGAUGCUCCUGGUGCCGUGAGCAAGGUUGAAAACGCUGGUAGUGUCUUUGUAGGUCAGUACUCUCCUGAAAGUUUCGGUGAUUAUGCUUCUGGUACCAACCAUACAUUGCCUACUUAUGGCUACUCUCGCAUGUAUUCUGGUGUGAAUACCAAUGGCUUUGUCAAGCACAUCACCUCUCAAGAGUGUACUGCCGAGGGCAUGGAUCGUUUAGCUGAUACCGUCAUGCGCUUAGCUGAAAUUGAAGGUUUAGAUGCUCAUCGCAAUGCUGUUGCUGUUCGUGUCAAGGACUUGAGAAAAUAA
This is a messenger RNA of Mucor velutinosus, 2544 nucleotides long. RefSeq lists its product as uncharacterized. Gene Ontology annotation, biological process: L-histidine biosynthetic process. The transcript has 2 exons. Gene Ontology annotation, cellular component: cytosol; cytoplasm. Bases 1 to 2544 code for a protein of 847 amino acids. Gene Ontology annotation, molecular function: histidinol dehydrogenase activity; NAD binding; phosphoribosyl-ATP diphosphatase activity. The record is from RefSeq and is a predicted model, not a curated record. NCBI's taxonomy places the organism in Eukaryota, Fungi, Mucoromycota, Mucoromycetes, Mucorales, Mucoraceae.